AUGGAGAAUACUCAAACUAUUAGUUGUGAAAUACAAAUCAUAAGAGGAAGAAACAUAGAGCAAAGCUCUUUAGGAAAAAGCAACUUGUUUGUUAGAUGCUAUCUUCCAGCAGGAAAUAACCAAAGAGUUCAGCUAAACAGCCAAGAAAUCUCAUCAUCAUCAAAAUGUGAUAGUAACUUGUUUUGGGAUGACUCUUUCUCAUUGGAUUGCAUGGGAACUCAAGACUCCAUUAACAUAUUGAAGCAAGGAACAGUUGUUUUCGAGCUUCGGUCAAGAAAGUAUUUUCCAGUUUUUGGGAAAAAUAUUAGUGGAUCACAACUGUUGGGGAGAGCUGAAAUUCCAUGGAAAAGAGUAUUUGAGUCGAGAGAAAUGGAGAUAGAGGAAUGGGCAAUAUUCAUGGCUACUUCUAAAAGUAAUAAGCGGGUGAAUAAUGAAGAUGUGAAACCUCCAGCAGUGAAAAUAGCAAUGAAGGUUAAAGUAAAAGAGACAACCAAAGUCAAGAAAAAUAAUAGAUCAUGGGAUGAGUCAUGUGCUUGCAAGGGUUACUGUGGGUGCAAUGGUUGUAAUAUUUUCAGUCCUCAAGAUUAUGAAAUAUUUGCACUUGGAGCUGCUUUAGAUUAA
This is a messenger RNA of Nicotiana attenuata, 621 nucleotides long. RefSeq lists its product as uncharacterized. The record is from RefSeq and is a predicted model, not a curated record. Lineage: Eukaryota; Viridiplantae; Streptophyta; Magnoliopsida; Solanales; Solanaceae. Bases 1 to 621 code for a protein of 206 amino acids. The transcript has a single exon.